AUGGUAAGGACUAAACCAACUGCAAGCAAAGUAGUCGACGGACAACAUCCCAGAUUCCGGAAGGCGCUAGCAAGGCGGGCCGCCAGGAAGGUCCCUCCUCCAUUGAAGGUGUGUGUCAAAAAGCGACAGCGCUAUCGCCCAGGAACUGUGGCUCUCAGAGAAAUUCGAAGGUACCAGAAGUCAACCGAUCUCCUAAUCAGGAGACUGCCCUUUCAGCGUCUUGUUCGAGACAUAGCUUCUGAUAUUAGAAAAGACAUCAGGUUCCAAGGGUCUGCAAUGGAAGCUCUCCAGCAAGCGUCAGAAGCCCAUCUUGUGGACAUCUUCCAAUGA
Molecule: messenger RNA, 330 nt
Organism: Seminavis robusta
Lineage: Eukaryota; Bacillariophyta; Bacillariophyceae; Naviculales; Naviculaceae
Source: the annotation of a GenBank genome assembly